This is a messenger RNA of Helicoverpa zea (corn earworm), 3235 nucleotides long. It is a transcript of the gene Start1, whose product is annotated as steroidogenic acute regulatory protein-like. The coding region runs from base 227 to 1648 and encodes 473 amino acids. The transcript has 12 exons. The record is from RefSeq and is a predicted model, not a curated record. Lineage: Eukaryota; Metazoa; Arthropoda; Insecta; Lepidoptera; Noctuidae. Gene Ontology annotation, molecular function: lipid binding.
CACAAUUGUUCACCCCUCGACUGAGAUUUGUACAGCUUUGUGCUAAAUUUGAUAACAAUUGAACUGUUUGAUAACAACAAUUUCUAAUUGGUGUAACCAUUAAACGAGAUGUAGCUGAGAUUAUAGUAACUAACCUGACAGCUGCAUUUAUGUCAACGCCCAGCGAGUUAUGCAUUUCGUAAUUUAAGUUUACAAGUGUUGUUGAUAGUACAAAACAAGGGUCGUAAUGGCGCACCCACAUUUACGGGAAGCGGCCGAGUCUCUUCUCAGCAGUGUUAGUCCGCAUCAUAGGACGCUCACACACUCAACAUCUCUGAACCUAGUAUCAGAUGACCUGGUGGCCGGACACAGGCCACAAGGCAAGAUGUCUACAGUGCGGCGCUUCUUCUGUCUGUUUGUCACGUUCGACUUGCUGUUCACCAGCCUCAUGUGGCUUAUUUGUGUUAUGAUGCGAGGAGAAACACUACAACAAAUAAUGAACACAGAGAUAGUGGAGUACAACGUGAAGGUAUCCCUGUUCGAUAUAGUGAUGGUGGCUGUGUGUCGGUUUGUCGUGUUACUGCUCUUCUACGCCGUGCUCUAUAUCAAUAACUGGAGUAUUAUUGCUCUAUCAACAGGGUGUACGUGUGCUCUAUUAAUAGCUAAAGUUUUUGUAUUUGACUGGCCGAAUGCCGUACAGCCAGUAUACGAGGUGUUCCUCAUUCUGACGUCGUUCACGUUAGCGUGGGGGGAGGCCUGGUUCCUCGACUUCCGGGUGCUACCUCAGGAGUUGCAGGCCAAACAGAUAUUAGAGUCUAUAGUCCACCACGGUGCCUCCGAACGCACCCCACUGCUGCCCCCCACGGCGGGUCACUCGCAGUACGCGGAGUCCACCGUCAAGUGGUUCUCCCCCGUCGAGACCCCCGAGUCCAGUCCCCGCCCUCGCCGGCCCGGGGAACAAGUUAUAUUGACGCAGGAACAGAUAGACGAGUACAAAGCUCAAGCCGAGGAGAGCAUGCACAAUGCGUUCCGUAUCGUGAACUUGCCAAACUGGAACGUCGAGAAGAAAGGCUCGAAAGGAGACGUCGUGGAAUCCAAGAAGACUGAACAGUUUGGCAAGGUUUAUAGGUUUACUGGUGUAGUAGAAGCCCCUCCACAGUUCUUAUACAAGGAGUUCAGAGAUAAUCUCACUAAACUGCCAGAGUGGAACCCCACCAUAUUGAAGAGUGAGCUUAUAAAGGAAGUAGGUCCCGGGGUAGACCUCUCCUACCAAGUUACCGCUGGUGGUGGACGAGGUAUCAUAGCGCCCAGAGACUUCGUGAUCCUCCGUCGCACGGCACCCUUGUCCAAAGAGGGGCAGGUGGUGUCUUCCGACCCUGACAGCUACAUCAGCAGCGGCGUCAGUGUCACCGUGCCGGGGUACCCACCUCAUAGGGAUAUGGUCAGAGGUCAAAACAAGGUCGGCUGCUGGUUCCUCAAGCCGCGAACGGUACAGACUUCGGGCGGCAAGAUUGAGACGCACACCACCUUCCAAUGGCUUAUGUGCUGUGAUCUUAAAGGUAAAAUCCCCCAAUUCGUGCUCGACGCAGCCUUCGCAACUGUGAUGUUGGACUACAUAGUACAUGUCAGGAAAUUCGCAGCCGACGCUAAACAACAGGGCAAAUUCUAAACAACCACACACUAUGCAAUUUGUAUUCAGAAACCAUUCACUAUGGCGGUCUUAUAAAGUACAGAUUACAGAAACCGUUGAUACCGCUGGCAGUGAUAAGAAACUAAAGUGGGUUUAGUGUUUGGUUGGCGCAACCAUCUACUAUAAAGUUAAGAUUAAGCAACCAGUAUCUCAGGUCAACUAGGAACUUCAGAUUACAUAAUCACGUGGUCCCAAGUUUUUUAGGCUAAAAUAUAAAUAAAUACAGUUAACCAAAAAUUGUACAGCUAAAACUAGAUUAAAAGCAACCAUUUAUUACAAAUACUCUAGAAUACCAAAGUUGCAGAAUCAACCAGAAUGUGAUGACAAUUGUGGUCUAAAUACCAUCAACUUUGAGAUUUAUAUAGCGUAACCAUUCACUAUAGUUAUUUUUAGCAAAAACAACCAUUCGCUAUGGUGCUAUAUGUCAACUUCAAUGACAAUUGUGAACCAAACAACCUUUUACUUUAUAGUUACUCUGAGCAACCAUUUGCUAUAAGAUUAUUUUGAGCAACUACAUAAUAAAAUAUAUUGCCUCAAAUAAUCUGUAGCUUGACAAAAAACACUCGUGGUUUCUUUAAAUCAAAAUUUUUAAUGACGUUGGUUACAUAAACCAGAUGACUAGUAACCAUUGAGUGUACACCUAAACCAAAAACUUCAGUAAUAUUUGUUUUUAAACACAUUCAAAGUAUAAUAAGAGCAAUUUAUUUUCUAACGAGAUCUAGACUAAGAUACUAUGUGCUUCAAUUUCAAAAAUAUUGUAAAAAAUCGUUUUUUAAAACAUUUUUUUAUUAAAAAAAAAUGGUCUAUAAUUUCCAACGCUAACUACUCCUUUCGUUCUUAGAUUAUAAUAAUUAUAGAUAGUCCAAUGUUUAUAGCAAUAUUUUAAUGACAUUAAAAUAUCAUUUAAUUACGAAACUAACAGAAAUACAAAUCAUGCAUUUACAUUAGUUUAUAUCCAAAAGUACAUAAACAAACUUUGUUUAAAGACAGAUUGUGACGAAAUAAGUAUUUGAUAUUCAUUUAUGAAAAAGUUUUCAUAAAGGUACGUUUUUAAUGCCAACCGCCGACCGCACAUGCAGUAGUCGGCAGUUAGUAUUCAAAACGUACCCUAAUGGUUAAAUAUUGUUAAGCUUGAUUAUCGAGUCGAAAAAUCUUCCUUUCAUCCAUAACAUGACAGUUAAAGAACGAAUGAGUGAAUGAUUUCAUUCAAUCUUGGUAUUAUUAGCGUAAUGCCAGUUCAGUCAUAAUUGUGAAAAAAACAUUGUUAUUUAAGAAUAUUUCUAGUAAUAAUAGCGUUUGUUACAUAACAAUGUAUAAGUAUGUAUAUAAAAUCAGAAAAAAUGUAAUAUAUGUGUGUAUAGGUUAACUUUGACUGCAAUUGGUAACCUCAUUAUUGUUGUUAGUAAUUUAUCAAAAAGGUCUUCUUUUGAACGAAGCAAAGAACGAAUGAAUGACAAUCAAAGAGUGAAUGAUACCCAUACUGAGUGAAUGAUCUGAGCCUUUUUAUACUGAUGUGUAUAAAUUGUAUGCAUUUUUAUAUGAAAUAAAUAAAAUUAGGAAAAUUAA